Paramecium octaurelia is the source of this 1426-nucleotide messenger RNA. The record is from the annotation of a GenBank genome assembly. NCBI's taxonomy places the organism in Eukaryota, Ciliophora, Oligohymenophorea, Peniculida, Parameciidae.
AUGAUCAUCCAAUUCGUCAAUAUAUUAGAAGAGCAAUUGCAAAAGAUCAAUUUCAUCAAUUUUGAGAUUGACCUUUUCGUAAUUCUUCUCUAUAUGGUACUAUCACACAAUCAUUGUAGAUAAUUUGUACUCCCCUUGGAUUCGUGUUCCAUUACAUCAAGAGUCCAACUGGAAGACUGUAUUUCAACCUUUUCAUGGGGGUCUUCUUUUCCGUGAUCGUUUGCAAGGAGUGGUUUCCAUUGAUGUUGGGUUGGACAAUAGCAGUUUACUUUAUUGCAUAAAUCUUCAAAAAAUGCGCAUUACCGGUGUCCAUCGUUGCAUUUGGAAUUCUCUCCUUUGUGCAUAUCUAUAGACUCAUCUAUUAGUACUUGAGUUGGAGAAUGGACUACAAUGCAAUUCAAAUGUUGUUGACAGCAAGAUACAUCUUCUAUGCUUGUGACAAAUAAGAUGGAAAAGUACAAGGCAAAACAUCUUUUAUGAUGUAUUUAUCAUACAUUUUCAUGUUCCCCAAUUUGGUUGUAGCACCUAUCCCCUAUUAUGCAUUUGUUGCUCUCAUAGAAAGAAAGACUGAUUACACUCAUUAUAGUCCUAAAUUUGCAUUGAUCUCCUUCCUCAAGGCUUUGGCAGUGAGUAUGGCAGAAUUGCUUAUAAGACCUUAUUUUGAUACAGAUUGGUACUAUUCGGAAGAGUGGAGAAAUCAAUACAGCUUAUGGUUUAAAUUUGCAAUGAUCUUCGUAAUCACUCCCUGUGCAAGAUUCACUUACAUAGCUGCCUUCUACUUUACUUAAGCAGGAAUGGAUGCUAUGGGAUUGACCUAUAAUGACAAGACAAGUAAAAUAGACAUAAUCAUAUAAAAUAGAAAAAAAUGAUCUCUGGGUUGUAUUUGAUUACUCCUUUGAAUUAGAGAAGAAUGUCGUCAUCAAAACAUAGAAAUGGAAUUGCAAUAUCCAAAAUUGGUUGAAAUAUUGUUUCUAUGAUCGUCUUCAAAAGAGAUUUGGUAGUUUGACAUUCUACCUAGUCUUUAUGAUCAGCAGUCUUUGGUAAAUAUUAUGUGUGUAUAUGAAUAGGCAUGGCUUUUAUCUAAGUUACUAUCUAUUCUUUAUCUUUUGGGCCAUCACAGGACAAGUGUACAAGUACUUUUACAAAGCUCAAAGAAGAUUUUAUUUGUAUAUUCUGUUUACUACUAUUCUUUAGUAUCCCAUAACCUGUUAGACAUUUAAUUGCUUGGGUCUUCGGUAUCUUGACAUUUGAUCAUUUCGCAACAGCCGUUCGUGUCUUAUAAUGGGAAAAGGCAAUAGAGUUGCAUAACAGUGUAUAUUGGAUUCCUCAUAUUGUAAUUUUGGUGAUUUUCUUGUUCUUCAAUAUCACUUAAUUUGGCUAGAAGGAUGGAAAACCAAAGGAUGGGAAGUCUAAAAAGUAGGAAUGA